This is a messenger RNA of Bufo gargarizans (Asiatic toad), 840 nucleotides long. Its product is annotated as gastrula zinc finger protein XlCGF67.1-like. Lineage: Eukaryota; Metazoa; Chordata; Amphibia; Anura; Bufonidae. Bases 22 to 687 code for a protein of 221 amino acids. The transcript has 2 exons. The record is from RefSeq and is a predicted model, not a curated record.
AAGGAUCUGUACAAGGAGGCCAUGAUGGAGGAGCACCAGCCUCUUAUAUCACAAGAAAAUCCCAGUAAGAAAUGUGAAAAUGUCAUGUUGCCACUAGAUGAAGAUAUCCUGCAGCGCUCUUCAGGAGAAAACCUCAUUACCCUUAAUGUACAUCCAGGACUUCACAGUACAGAUCUGUCAUAUAAUCCUCCUAAUUAUGAGGAACCUUCUCCUGACCAAUCACAGAUUGUUACCGCAAGUACAAGUCAGAAAAGGAAUAAAAGGUUUCAUUGUGGUAAAGAAUCCACAAACCGCUCAGGACUUUCUACACACCGAAGACGUAACAGAGGAGAGAAAAUGUGUUCAUGUUCAGAAUGUGGGAAAUGUUUCACACGGAAAUCACAUCUUGUUAUACAUGAGAGAUAUCACACAGGAGAGAAACUAUUUUCAUGUUCAGAAUGUGGGAAAUUUUUCACACGGAAAUCCCAUCUUGUUAUGCAUGAGAGAAUUCACACAGGAGAGAAACCAUAUUUAUGUUCAGAAUGUGGGAAAUGUUUUACACAUAAAUGCAAUCUUGUUACACAUAAGAGAUGUCACACUGGGGAGAAGCCAUAUUCAUGUUCAGAAUGUGGGAAAUGUUUUACACAGAAAUCCAGUCUUGUUAAACAUAAGAAGAAUCACACAGGAGAGAAGCUGCAUUCAGAAUGAGAAAAAUUAUUUUGCUUCUAAAGCCAUAAUUAGGGGUCAUUAGUGAAGUCACACAAGAGAGAAGCCAUAUGGCCACAAUAUAAAAAAAUAUAUAUCACUGGGUCAUAGACAUUGUUUUAAUUUCAGGUUGUAUAUUUGGAUAUAAAAGCUUAA